UCUAACUUAUUUAAUAUUAUAUGCAGAAACCUCCUGUCCAGUGGUUAAUUUGGAUCUGACAAUUUAUGUUAACUAGUAGAAAUUAACACUGUAGAAUCGGUUUUGCUAACCGCCCCACAGUAUGCUAGAAGUUUAGCAUGAUGCUAGCUGUGAUGGUAGGUAGCUAAUGAUAACUGACAGGAUAGAACAAUCGUCCCCAUUUGUCAUGUUAAGGACUCCUAUUAAAUCCCUACUAGAUGAGAACCCCCAUGGAUGACCUGACCCAAGCCCUCUCGGCCAGCUUUGCUGUGUCCAAGGAGCCCAACAGUACAGCAGCCCCCCACCCUCGACUGGCUCAGUACAAGAGCAAGUACAGUGUGCUGGAGCAGAGUGAGCGACGGCGGCAUUUCCUUGAGUUGCAGAAAAGCAAAAGAUUGAACUAUGUCAACCAUGCACGGCGUCUGGCUAACGGGGACUGGACGGGGGCAGACAGCGAUGGGGAGGACAUGGAGAAACAGGAGGAGGGACAGGAGCAAGAUGGCAACACAGGAGAAGAGGGAAUGGAGAUUGAGAGGAGGAAACUGCCAAAACAUUAUGCAAACCAGCUCAUGCUGUCAGAGUGGCUGGUGGAUGUGCCACCAGAACUGGUCACUGAUUGGUUAAUGGUGGUCUGCCCGGUGGGGAAAAGGUCUCUCAUUGUUGCCUCCAAGGGUUCCACUGCAGCGUACACUAAAAGCGGCUACUGUGUGAACCGGUUCCCUUCCCUGCUGCCCGGUGGGAACCGACACAACUCUGCCAUGGGAAAAGACUACACAAUCCUGGACUGCAUUUACAGUGAAGUGGACAGAACGUACUACAUCCUGGACGUCAUGUGCUGGAGAGGCCACCCGGUCUACGACUGCCCAACCGAAUUUCGUUUCUACUGGCUUCAGUCCAAAGUUCAUGAAACAGAAAGCCUAUCAGAGAUCACCAAACGCAACCCAUUCCGGUUUGUGAGCCUCCAAACCACCGACUGCACAGAAGCAUCGAUUCACAAAGCCCUGGCAGCUGAGUACAGCUUCAGUGUAGAUGGUCUCCUUUUCUACCACCGGCAGACCCACUACACUCCGGGCACCACCCCUCUGGUGGGCUGGCUUCGGCCCUACAUGGUCACUGACAUCUUGGGAAUAGAGGUUCCCAUGGGACCCCUCACCACCAAGCCUGUGUAUGCCAGCCACCAGCUGCAGCAGAUCCGGGAACACAAAAAAACCUCAAGUGAUGUUCGCCCAGCCAACAGCAGCGGAGGCUAUGAGUUAGAGUACUUGUCCACGCUGAGUGGGGACACUGGGGACUCUCCGAACUUCUUGAAGCAAAAGCCGUUAAGAGAAGCACACAUGGAUAUCUGAGCAGGAGGCUUAAUGAGAUGCAGUGUUUCUGAGUGGUGGUGGCCCACUUAUAUGGCUCUUUAGAGUGUGUACUGAAUGGCUGUGCAGAUCUGACCAAUAGCAAAGCAUGGCUAAUUGUAAUCCAGCAGUGCUCAGGAUGCCCUCAGAGUGCAGAUUAGUGGAGCUAUGCUCUAUAUAUGGUUCUACUUUGACUAAAAACUUUCAUCUUCCAUUUACAUCUACAGUACCCGCUGCAGGACUUGGAAACCAUUAGUUUCCUUGAGAAUAAGGAGCCAUGUGCGAUAACAAAAGAAGAGAUGAAAGGUGACUUUUGUGACACAUACUGCAAAGUUAAGAUAUUUUGCUGCUCUGGAAUUGUUUGCACUUAAAACAGAUCUUUACUGUUGCAAGUCCUUUGCAGGUUUUCCAUAGCUUUCACUGACACCUACACAUCAAAAAAUGCAGGAUGUUUGACCAGUACACCAGUUGGAGCAACACUAAUGGAGAGUUUUGGAUGGUGAGGUGUUGCUGACUGGUCAGACCCUGUGAAUUGAGAUCAUACUGAACAGCAGGAGCGUCAUGGCCUUUUACAAUUUCAUGUUAAAUCUAAGAUUGCUGAGAAGGUAUUUUAAAGUGUACGUUUCUAAAUAAAAGUUUUUUUUUUUAA
Messenger RNA from Monopterus albus (swamp eel), 2010 nucleotides. RefSeq names its product snurportin 1 (gene snupn). Lineage: Eukaryota; Metazoa; Chordata; Actinopteri; Synbranchiformes; Synbranchidae. Gene Ontology annotation, molecular function: nuclear import signal receptor activity; protein binding. Gene Ontology annotation, biological process: protein import into nucleus; snRNA import into nucleus. Gene Ontology annotation, cellular component: cytoplasm; nucleus. Bases 237 to 1364 code for a protein of 375 amino acids. The record is from RefSeq and is a predicted model, not a curated record. The transcript is spliced from 9 exons.